Messenger RNA from Cercospora beticola, 1369 nucleotides. RefSeq lists its product as uncharacterized. The record is from RefSeq and is a predicted model, not a curated record. NCBI's taxonomy places the organism in Eukaryota, Fungi, Ascomycota, Dothideomycetes, Mycosphaerellales, Mycosphaerellaceae. Gene Ontology annotation, molecular function: oxidoreductase activity; FMN binding.
CGACAGGUUCGUGGCGAGUUUAUUUACGAUCAACGAUACACGAUGCAAAUGAUACUAUCAUCGCUGCUUGCGGCAGCUGGGCUUGCCUCUGCUGCUAGGCCGUGGCUGGAAUUCCCAGACACUGGCGCAGUUGAACAGUUUGGCACACUCGAAGAAGGAGGUGCAUUGCCCAAUGUUUCCGAUGUUGUUGGGUUGCCAGAUUUCGAUUACCUAGCUGGAGAGUAUAUGAGCUUGAUGAAUUAUACCUACUAUCGCAAUGGCGCUGCAGGCGAAUGGAGCUAUCGGAAUAACCUGGAGAUCUUCCAGCGCAUGCGCUUCAGGCCGAGGGUGAUGACGAUGGUCGACAACAUUGAAGAUUCCUUGCCGACGACAAUUCUGGGCUACAACUUCUCAGCUCCAUUUUUCAUCUCACCAUGUGCACGUGCAGGCUACGCAGGCCCAUGGGGCGAGACCGGUAUCAUGAGAGGUGCCGGCCGGGAGAACGUUCUGUACCAAGUCAGCGAUUUCUCAUCAUCGACCAAGCAGGAAAUCGCCGACGCACGCGCAGAAGGACAAGUCGCCUUCCUACAGCUCUACAUCGACCCAAGCAACGACACCUCCAUCAUCGAGCAAAUCCGUGAAGCCGAGGAGCUUGACUUCAAGGCCAUCAUCCUGACUGUCGACUCCGCCGCAGAUGGAAACCGUCACCGCGCCGUUCGCUUCGGUGUCGGCAGCGCCGAUAGCAGUUACUCCUCCAUCACCUGGGAGAAGUACGAGUGGAUGCGCAACCAAACAGACCUACCAAUCGUGCCAAAGGGCGUUCAAACAGUUGAAGAUGCCCUCCUCGCCGUAGAGCACAACGUCCCAGCUCUCUUCCUGUCCAACCACGGCGGUCGCCAAGUCGACGGAUCCCCAUCAGCCUUCGAAGUCGCAUUGGAGAUCUACCAAGAAGCACCACAAAUCUUCAACCAGACUGAAGUCUUCGCAGACGGUGGCGUCCGUUACGGCGCAGAUGUCGUUAAGCUGUUGGCUCUUGGUGUCAAAGCUGUGGGUAUUGGCAGGCCAUUCAUGUUUGCUAACAUCUACCCCAACGGCACUGGCGUAGAGAGAGCGAUUCAGAUCAUGAAGCGAGAGGUGGCGAUUGAUGCUGCGAAUGUCGGUAUUGCGGAUCUGAAGAACAUUAGCCCCAAUGUUUUGGACUGGAAGAGAUUCCCGACCUGGGCGCAGGGCUCGUAGGAACCAUGAUUGAUGAUGUCGGUGGAACUUCUUGAUAUCAGCGCCUACUUGUAGGCAGCGAGUUUGCUUCUUGUACAUAUUUGUGUGUGACGGAAUUGGUAUAUCGACAGAUACUUACGAAGCCAUGUCUUGAUGCCAAUGAUCCGACUCUGUA